Stylonychia lemnae is the source of this 471-nucleotide messenger RNA. NCBI's taxonomy places the organism in Eukaryota, Ciliophora, Spirotrichea, Sporadotrichida, Oxytrichidae. The record is from the annotation of a GenBank genome assembly.
AUGAUUGGGAGAAAAAUAAGAUUCAAAAGCAUUCCUCCAGAGACAAACAGGGCUGACAGUUCUCCAAAAGGUUUAUUUGAGAGCAAAUGGUCAGCUCAAGAUAGGACUCAAAGCUAAAUCGAAUCACACCAUUCCAAUAAACUGAAAAAUACAGGCAGUUUGUUAAAGCUUGAAAUUUCAUUAAUGAGCGAGUAAAAGUAAAAUGUAUUUGAAGGGACUGGAAGACUCAUCAUUGGUAAAUGGGUCAUUAUUUAAAAAGCUUUAAGUGCUCCCCAAAGUUAUUACAAACUUAGACUCCUAAUAACAAAAGUAUACUAUGGCAAAAAGUCUUACAAAAAUGCAUUGAGGAUCAAGUUCGUAGUCAGUACAAUAAUAGUUGAAGAUUCCAUUGCCUAAGCUAGUAAUUAAAGUGAGGAUGUAUCCACUAUUGAUAAAUAUGAAGGUGAAAUGAAAAAGAUUACUGUCUAGUGA